This is a messenger RNA of Pisolithus orientalis, 2443 nucleotides long. Its product is annotated as pseudouridine synthase. The record is from RefSeq and is a predicted model, not a curated record. Gene Ontology annotation, molecular function: RNA binding; pseudouridine synthase activity. Gene Ontology annotation, cellular component: nucleus. Gene Ontology annotation, biological process: tRNA pseudouridine synthesis; mRNA pseudouridine synthesis. The transcript is spliced from 12 exons. Lineage: Eukaryota; Fungi; Basidiomycota; Agaricomycetes; Boletales; Pisolithaceae. The coding region runs from base 268 to 2064 and encodes 598 amino acids.
CGGAUGUGAAACUACGACGGACUCGCGCUACGGAGCAGCGACGGCAAGGCACGCCAAGUAAAAUAGACAAACGACGACAGAGAGAUAGGAGUUUCAUUGAAGUUGCCAGCAGUCGCGCAUCGGCUCGCGCGAAACAGCGAAUCACUGAAGGCUGGUAACCAGCAUCGGAGAGGCCUCAGACAUCGACUACCAAAGGCGUGCAAUCAACAUGAGCUGUCCGAGAUAUUUUAGAGAUAAGUCUUCUGGUCAUGAUCUCGAAGCUGCUAAAUGAGGUAUACUCGUUGGAUAUGUCCGCUCUCCUUUCCAUCCUUCCGAGUCAACCAUCGACACGUCGACUUGCAUAGUAGAUUUAUCGUAAAAAUAAUGUCUGGCUCCGAGAGCGCACACCGCCAUAUUUCGCUCUCGCCGCCUCCUGCGAAACGGUCCCCACCGGAAACCUCUGUAGACGUCCCUUUAAAGAGAGUGAAAUCAACUCAUGACGCCACCGCCGCCGAUGACGACGGAAAUAUUGCAGGACAAACCGAUACACCGAGUCUUUCCUUCGAUCAGAAAGUAGCGGAGGAUGGAAACGCGGAACCUCGUAGAGGAAAACGCGACGCAGCAGGGUAUCCCAAAUCGCGAAAGGGAAAGUCGAAGGACAAGCGGAAUGUCGGUCCUCGUCGACGGGGCACGCGCAGUGAAAGAACUCAGCAACAAGCAGACGAUGAUAAUAAUGAUGAUGCAGCAUCACCACAAGCAGUUGAACAGGAAGGACAAAAAAUAAAACCACUAAGGCUGCCGAAACGCCAGACAGCCCUGCUACUCGGCUUUUGCGGGACUGGAUGCAGCGGGAUGCAAAUCCAACCGAACCUACGCACUAUCGAAGGCGUAUUGUUCGAUGCGCUAGUCCGCGCUGGCGCCGUGUCUCAAGAUAAUGCAGAUGACCCCGUCAAGGUGGGCCUUGGGCGCGCAGCAAGAACAGAUGCAGGCGUGCAUGCAGCAGGCAAUCUGGUCUCCAUGAAACUGAUCACGACGAUUCCUGGAAUAAAGGACUGGAUCGGACACGUCAAUUCCUUCCUCCCACCAGAGAUUCGCGUCUGGGGAAAGGUUCGCGUGCAAAAUUCCUUCAACGCACGAACUUCCUGUGACAGCCGGAAAUACACCUAUUUCUUCCCUACAUACCUCUUAAUCCCACCGAAACCCAAUACCGCUCUCGCUCGUACCCUGCAGUCCAGCGGCCCCUUGUCGACUGCACAAGACGCGUCCACCGAGCCAUCACCAUCCAAUAGACCCCACGUGUUCUGGGACAUUCCCAACGCCGAGUCGACGACACCCGAAGAAGACCUUAAAUUUGAGGGGACACAUAACUUCCACAAUCUUACCGUCGGCCGAGAAUACGGUGAUCGCAGUAAUCAGCGGCAUAUGAUUAGGAUAGAGGUAUCAGAUCCAGCAGUUUAUGGUGACACGGAAUGGAUUAGCGUUUUGUUCCAUGGCCAAAGCUUCAUGCUUCACCAGCGUAAAAUGAUGUCCGCUCUCGUCCUCUCAUGUCGUACCGGAACACCCAGUCGAAUCAUUGAUGAGCUAUACGGUCCUCGUAUGGUCAUGGUCCCUAAGAUGCCUGCACUUGGUUUGCUCCUUGAGUAUCCCAUUUUCGAAACAUACAACAAGCGCAUAUCCGCCAACAACGAGAAACUCGACGACCCUUCGGAUGCGGACUAUCGACCCGAAAUCGAUUUUGAGGUACACAGGAAGGAAAUAGACGAUUUCAAACAAAAGUAUAUCUACGACAACAUGCGGAAUACGGAGGACCAGUGUGGAAUAUUCGACGCCUGGAUCCGAUACGUGGACAGUUACGAAGGUAACGAUUUGACGUAUCUGAACCAGAGAGGCAUCAUCCCCUCCACCGCCGUCAUCAAGAAGGGUAUCAAGAGACCGAGGCCUUUCAAGGAGAAGAAGCGGUUCGACAUCACCAGUUUGGCGGAUAUCAAGCAAGAAGGUGCCUUAAUAAUUGGGGACGAAGCAGCCGACGAAGAGAAUGAGGAAGAGGGGCUUAGUAAGGGCAAGCUGGACGAGAUGGAGGGAUGAAAGUUACGGAUAGGAUUAAUGAAACAGCUACAUUUAUACAUCAUAUGAUUUUUGUGAAAACAAGAUAGGGAAUAAAGAGAGAAAGAGAUGACCGAGUCAAGUCUGGAACUUGCGAAGCGUUUGGAUUUCAUCCAAGAGCGUCUGUAAUCGGUCGUCGUCGAUUUUGACGAGACUGGAAAAGCAAAAGAAAAAAACGCAUAUAAGCAUAUGAAUGGUUGGUUGUUUGAAGGGGCUGGGGAAAUUGACAAUAUCAUAUAUCAUAAGAACAAAACCCACACACCUCGGUACAAUACUCUUAGCUUCUUCUGCCGUAGCAGGACAUAGGUUUGCAAUUUGAGCAGUUUCGAACUGUGUGAGCGCCGGUUCCCUACGGAGAGUC